Messenger RNA from Molossus molossus (Pallas's mastiff bat), 2335 nucleotides. RefSeq names its product syncytin-1-like. Lineage: Eukaryota; Metazoa; Chordata; Mammalia; Chiroptera; Molossidae. The transcript is spliced from 2 exons. The coding region runs from base 541 to 1566 and encodes 341 amino acids. The record is from RefSeq and is a predicted model, not a curated record.
GUGGCGGGAGAAACACAUGUCUGCUGCCGGCGUGGACCGCGGCGGGAGCUGAGAAUCCCGGUGCAAAGGGUGCAGAGAGGGUGAUCUCUGGUGUUCGUCUGCAUUUUAAUUACUUGUUUAAAGGUCGUGGAGGAUGGAAAGCUGAAGGAGGCCGAAAAGAGCAGUCAAGGCCACUGGCAUCUCGAGUUGGAUCAUCACACACGACUAAAGCCUUUUUGCAACUCUACUAACCCACUUGAACCUAAGGAAUCGAGCAAUACAUGGGACUACAAACCAAAGAAGAUCUUAGGUGUCUCCUCAAGAAAAUGACAACACCCAGAUAAGUUUAUUUCUCAGUUUUUGUUAUUUAUAAAUUUCAUAUUUUUUGGUUUGGCCUUCGACUCCUCUGCUGUCUUACAAUUCCUCCCUCCUCCCCAUGAAAACCCUUCUCAGAAUUACUCUUUAUUAGAUCAGUAGUCCUUUAACUCUUCUCCUCGCCUACUUAUGCACCACCCAGCACUCCAUUAGAGGCUUGCUUAGAUCUUUUCUACAGCUUACACAAUGAAUAAUUUCCUUCUAGUCCUAUUCCUGGCUUCCCAAGUCCCUUUAGGACUAGGCCUUCUAAAACCAGAACCACAACCAUGGGACCAGAACUCACUUAUUAAGAUUACUAAGGCUAUAGCAUCGGGGAACGUCACUAAUUGCUGGGUCUGUCACAAGUUCCCACAAGCUAUAGGCCCCACACAAUAUUUAGCUAAGCCAGAGAACAAAUUUGGUAAUGAGACCUGGCGCUCAGAGCUAGCAUAUAUUGCCAAACCAAGUACAUAUGCUACCCUUUUCACUCUGAUUAACAUAACCACCUCUCCAUCUACCUGCCUAUACACCGCGACAUCUAAACAUAAGCCUGCUCGUCCAGGAAAAGAGUUUCCUGUCUGCAAUGAAACUAAGACUGCUCUAUGUAAACUUAGAGCCUUGUAUUAUUCCACAUGGUGGCCUGCGAAUAUUUCCUCGUGUAACACCAUUGUUCCUAUGGUUUUAACUAGCACCUCCAACACAAUCUGUGCUCCUGAGGGAAUGGUUUACAUAUGUGCAUAUUCCACGAAUAGCACAGCAGGCAUUGGUCCAGUACACACCACCCCCACUGGAUACAUGGCCACUUCAUGCCUAAAUCCCUAUCUCAUUUAUGGGAUGUGCACCUUAGGAUACCUAACUCCUAGCCUGGCCAUUUACAAUGCAACAACACCUUCCUGGCAUAACAGAAGACUCCUAAACAACACCUUAACUUGGGGAGGGAAGAACUUGACUUCCCUUGUCCCUUGGGCAGGAUACAUAGAACAUGAAUUCAUCCUUGCUAAUCUCACUGCUGAAUUAGAAAAGCUCUCAAAUGAAACAAGGGGAGCUCUCCGUGAACCACAACAGUCCCUCAACGUAUUAACCAAUCCACUCUUAGACAGUCGUAUUGCCCUGGACUAUCUUUCGGCUGCAAAAGGAGGAGUCUGCACUGUUCAAAAUACUACAUGCUGCACCUACAUCAAUAACUCCGCUAAAGUAGAAACAAGAAUACAAGAGAUUUUAACCACCACAUGACCUGGCUAAAGAACCUAAAAGAAACCCAACUUUUGCCCAGUAUGGCAACCUCACUUGCUUAGAAUUGACAAAAGUGAUUAUGGUUUCUCCUCGGACCCCUUAAAAUCCAUCUCCUCAUCAUAUUAGGAAUACUACUAUUUGGUCCCUGUUUGUUUAACCUACUUGUGAAAUUUGUUUCUUCCAGAUGACAGCUAUUCUACCUCCAGAUAAUGGUUCAUUAUGGUUUUCAACCCUUCCUUUCCACCACAGAAAUAGCUCGACCUCUUGAUUGAGCUGGCCAACGACUCUGAGAAAACUACCCUUUGCCCUGACACAUAGCAAGAGAAUGAGACCCAAUCCCCACCUUCGCCCAGUUGUCAGCAGGAAGUAGCCAGAUGAUUGUCUACGUCCAGAAUCCCCCAACAAAUUGGGUGUCAAACUCUUGAUGGGGGGAAUGUUAGAGUAGGCAGUUAGAUAUGAGCAGGGCAGAGAUAAGACAAACUGAACAAAGACCAUGCUUGAAUAAAUGGAGGGGAGCUAAAAACUUUGCAAAGUUAGAUAAAGCAAGAAGGAGGAAUGUGGCUAAAGGACUCGGCACCAAGAGGGCAAAUGUUGCAAAACACCUGCAGACAAAAUUCCAGAAUGCCCAUCAGCUAAGGGACAAAUGGUACAAUAAGACGGAACAAGGGAGGGGCAAGAAUAAAAAACCAGGAACUAGGCCCAUUCAGGGCACUGGGACCUCACUUGAGCUGCCUGUCUGUCCCUCAGAUGUACUUUUACUUUCAAUAAA